Nicrophorus vespilloides is the source of this 3874-nucleotide messenger RNA. RefSeq names its product flocculation protein FLO11-like. The transcript is spliced from 5 exons. NCBI's taxonomy places the organism in Eukaryota, Metazoa, Arthropoda, Insecta, Coleoptera, Silphidae. Bases 278 to 3349 code for a protein of 1023 amino acids. The record is from RefSeq and is a predicted model, not a curated record.
AAUGCCAGAUCGCCCAUAAAAACAAUGAUCCGGCCAUUGUUUACGUGAUCUUGACUGAUGUUAUAUCAAUGCGGUUAACGAUAAAGUCGUUAAAUCGUGAAGUGUUCGUUGAUUGAUCAUCAUCAUAGGAUUGUGCGAUCGCGGAGAAGCGGUGCCCUUGCGAACGAUGCAAUUGUCAAAAGAACGCCGCCUUUGACAGUGUUUUAUUUAUUGUUUCUGUGUACAUGAUCAGUUUUUGAAAACACUGCAGCUUUCGGGCGUUCGAAGCCCGUACCCCAUGAUCGAGAUGCAACUGAAGUGCGUGUUCUGCAAGCGUUUCCUAAACUCGUGCCUGGACAUCCACAAUCCCACAGAAUGCACAGAGUUUAUCUCACCAUUCGAAGACAUCAAAGAGUGCUUUCAGAUCCCUUUUCUGCAUGUCAGUGGGGAUGAGGGCAUCUGCUCAGAAUGCUUCAUCGUCAUCAGAUUCAUAAAUGCCAUGAAAACACACAUGACCCGUGCCCUGAAGAAUGAGAAAUGCACAGUGAUCACAAUAUUCAACAAGUACAAGCAAAUCCUAUGCUCAAUACAAUUCCAAAACAAUGAACACCUUGAGGAGAUGUAUGCCACUGUUUGCACUGAAACACAACCUGACCAGUAUAAAGAAACGCGGCGGGCGAGGACACCCGCUUCCGGCGAAGUCUACGGGAUUCUCAAGAAGAAUAAGGGCACGAAGAGGAGAAGGGUUAAUUCGAAUAUGGGCAGAAGCAGUGUGAAUAAUGUAAGGACUGCUUCAAGAGCAAGUUCCACAGCAAGUAUUAGCUCAUUUGCCUCCAGAGGUGUAAGAUCAGAGCCCGUCUACGAUCCUGAUAGGUGCAAUCUUGAAUCUCGAAUGGGAUUUGACGAUUUCGACCCGGAAAAUGAAGACGACGAUGAUGAUGACGAUGAAGAGAAAAAACGCUACGGAUGUCGAGAAUGCUCUGUCUACUUUUCCUCAAAACGCAAAUUGUUGCAACACAGCACCCAAAAUCAUUCGUUCUGCAUAUAUUGUCCGUUAUGCGAAACGUUGGAGAGGAAUGUGGUGGAUCUGCAGGAGCAUCUGGACUAUCAUCGGGUGGUGAGCAUUCCAUGCGGGUUCUGCGACAAGUCUUUCGUCAACUACGAACGACUUUACGAACAUCGCAAGAUCUCGCAUAAGAAUAAAGUAGUGCUGCUGCCGCCCAGAAUUCGCAUGAACGUCAUCUUCAAUCGGAGUUUGCGGUACGCGCAGGCGAACAGAAGCGAAGUCGUCGGCGAAGCCAAUAAACCGUUCGAGAGGGUGAUGUACGUCAACGAGGAAGGUAACCAUCGCGAGAGGUUCAACCAUCACGACACCUACUGCCUGUGCAUGAACGAAUAUCUUGAGAAUGAUAAUAUCAAGAUGCACGACACGUACUGCUCGUGCAAGACGGCACCACUACUCGCACAGUCUCCGCGUUCCGACGUGGAUGAGUUCGCAGUUGGAACAUCCAUUAUUUACAGGGAGAGGGAUACCAGCGAUUCGAGUGAUCCGGAUAUCGUGGAACCAAGUGUUCCGAGUUCAUCAAUCGCACCGAUAACUCCACCACUCAUUCGAUCUCCUAUUCUAGACCCCAAUCCACCUUCUCCUCCAACAGUGCGAGAUCCCACACCUCCACCUUAUCAAAAACAUCCUUCGCCAAUUCCGGAAUCCCUUCCAAGCACGUCCACAAUGCCGUCUUCUCCACUUAUCGAAAAUCAUCCUUCACCAACUCUGGAAUCCUUUCCCGGUAAGUCUUCGGCGUUGUCUCCUCCACCUAUCCAAAAUCAUCCUUCACCAAUUUCUGAAUCCCUUCCCGGCACGUCCUCAGCGCCCUCUCUUGCUCUCGUCGAACGAUCACCAUCGCCGACACCAAUGAAGGGUUUCUCUCCUCGCAAUUCAACACCGCCUCCCGUCCUUGAAGCUUCUCCCCUAUUGGAGUAUUCACAACCUCUGCAUGUAACAGUAAAACAAACGAAAAAUCGGGAUCCAUCACCUCCCCAUCUAAGUGUUAGUAGCGUUGCAGCUGCACCUAAGAAUAACGGCGGCAUCAUGGCAAUAGACAAAGCGAGCAUCUACAAGCAGUUCAUCCACGACGAUUCGGACAAGGUGAACGGUUGUUCGGACAGUGAAGUCGAUGUACAAGUUAAUGAUACUAAGCGAGUGACGCGAUCGACGGGCAAACCCAGUUGCAGCAGUGCAGAUGGCGCGAUUCCAAGCACCAGUAAACAGUACUACGAACAGUCCCGAAGUUCACCCGUAGAUAAACCAAAAACACAGUCGAAAAGGACAGCAUCCAAAGGUAAUGUUAAUGUUAAGAAGAAAUCACCACCGGAUGAAAGCGGUCUUGUAGUUGUUGAAGUCAUUAAGCCUCCGCCAAACGGCGAAACGAGCGAUCCGAAAGAGUUGACUGCAUUAGAAGAAGAUGCAACGAAUAAUUCAUCGAAGGUGAUCGUUACGAGUGAAUCUUCGGAGGAAGCGACGACCAAAGAUGGGGAGUUAAUGAUGGACUCGCAAGAGGUGAUCCAGUACGAGGAUAUCGGAACCGUGGAGGAGAUCAUAGAAUCGAAUUGGCAGGAUCCGGCGCAAGACUGGCAGGACGAGCAAUCAAAUGCGAAAGCAGAAAGUGCGGCCAAGAAGCGGAAUUUCUUCGAUACGUUUAUCAAGACGGAGCAGCAGCAGUAUCAGCAGCAGCCGGCCAAAAAAAGCGUAUACGAUACCUUCAUAUGCAGAGGUAACUCGAAAAAUAAACGAGCUAAAGUAUCAUCGAAAGCCAAGGUCGCGCCGAUCCUCGAGAACCUGGAAGUAUAUGUAAUAAAUCCGAAUUCACCGGGAGCGUCCAAGGAGGAUGAAAAUUUGAUCAAGGAGAGUGCAGUGCCCAGUACCACGCAGAUCGACAGCUUACCGGGGACCAGCGACUCGGUGAAGAGGUCGAGGAAUCGUGAGCAUUUGUUAAAGCUCAUGGACGAUUUGCAGAAGAAGAAAAAGGAGCAGAAGACGGUGAGUUCAACGUUCACGCAAAUGAAGAGUCCUUCCGCUACUUGCACCUCCUCUUCUCCUUCUUCCUCCACCUCCUCCGUGUUACCAUCUUCCCCGCCAAUAGCCAUCGAGAAGAACGAGAGCGGCGACUUCCUCAAGAAGGUAGCAAUUACACUAUCUCCUCCCAUAAGGAAAAACAAACGGAAACCAAAUAGACCAGCUACAAAGAGGUUGGGCAUGUCAAACGUGGUGCGAUGCGUGAACACUCCGAACAGCAGUGAACUCGUGCAAAUCGAAGGAGAACUCUACACGAAAAACGCUUACAAACACGCGAAGAAAAAAGUGAAGCGAUAGUUUCCUUUGAUGAAAACGACGAGAGCUUUGGACUGACUUCUGUUGUUUUUCUAAUUGUAUAGUUGUUGCCGCGCAAGAGACUUGCCACAAAAAAAUGACUUUUCUUUCAUCUUUUACUUCAAACGAUUCUAUGUAAAUAACAUUUUUUUUUAUCAUUUUUUUUUUCUUCAAUUCACAUCAAGACAACAUCGCGAUCUCAACUUGCAAAUUGAAAAUAUAUGAAUUGUAACGUAUCGAAUCACAUGUAGCAAUCAAUUAACAACAGCCAUAAAAUUACAUUUUAAGCAAAUAUGUUUAUUACCUGAGUCUCCACGGGGCAAAUAUCAAAUAAUAAGUUUACUAACAAUAAUAAUCAUCAAUAUAAAUAGCGUAUAGACUGAUCUCCAAUCAAUGUACUAAUUGUAUAAAAAAAAAUCUAAAUGUUGCUGUUCACAUCUAUCAAGGAAUGUUUAUUCGUAUUGUAUCCAACGAUCGGAAAUGUUUUCGAACAUUUUACGUGGAUUCUAGGUACAUAAAUAUUUAACA